Gordionus sp. m RMFG-2023 is the source of this 5175-nucleotide messenger RNA. RefSeq names its product zinc finger MYM-type protein 1-like. The transcript has 16 exons. Bases 1313 to 4546 code for a protein of 1077 amino acids. NCBI's taxonomy places the organism in Eukaryota, Metazoa, Nematomorpha, Gordioida, Chordodea, Parachordodidae. The record is from RefSeq and is a predicted model, not a curated record.
AAAUGUCAAUUAAAGAAAAGAUAUCUGUCAAUUUAUAAAUAUUAUACACUAUAUUUAUUUUUUUAAAUUUUUAGAAAAUUCAUUUACAUAAUGGGAUUUAGAUUUUCACAGACCUUUUGAAUAAAGAAUCCCUUUUAUGAUAAGAUAAUCCUACUCAAUUAACAAUAUAAAGAAACAUUUUUGGAUUUUAAAAAGAAAUCUUGGGAGAAUGAACAGAUAAUCUAUUCCUCUCAUUUGAUUAUUGAUUUAAGAAAAGAUUUCAAUUAAAUGAAUUGACAAAGUGAUUCCAUAUACUGAAAUAUUGUUUAUUUUUGUUAACAAUAAAUUAAAUUUUUGGAUAUGGCUUGGGAAUAAUCUUUGAAACCUAUGAUGUGGUUUGGGUUUGGAUUUCCAUUAAACAUGAACUGGGCCUGAAAAUUAUUUUUACUUAUGACCUAGGCUGGAUGAAGAAAUCAAUGCCAGUGAAGGUCUCUAAUUUCAAUGAUUAAAAUAUAUCAUUUCUCAGACUUUAUUUGAAGAUAAAUGAAUGGGCAAAUCACAAAUAUGCCUGUUUUCAAUUAUUUGCAAAAUUUAUUAGGAUUGUUAAUUUAAAGAAACUAUGAUUUCAAAGCAUCAUACAUUUCUAAAAAUUGUUGGACACUAAGAAAUAAAGAAAUCAAUUGUGAAGUGUAUAAUGGAGGAAAUAUUGAUCCAUGAUUGUUUUGGCAUAAAUAACAAAAAAUAUUAUAUUUUUUGUGACCAUGCAUUAAGCUUACAUAUAAUAUAAUAGGAAUCUUUUAAGAAAACAUUAUCAAAAAUAUAAGUUAAUAGCUGAUAGUCCAUUAUGAAUGACUGGUAAUCAGAAUUUUCUUCUUUAUUCAAUGAUGGGUGCAUAAUAAAUUUCCUUUAUAUGAUGAUGAUUGAAUCAGUAAAUUUUUCAUUAUUUUUAUAAAAUAUGUUAAUAGAGUGUAUAUUUAUGAAUUUUAAUUUAAAAACAAUAAGGGUCUAGAAUAUAUUUUUUUGAUUAUAAAUUACAAAUACAAAUGAAUAAGAAUUUAUUUUAAAAGAUUUUAAUAUAUUUUUUAGAUUAAAAAUAUAAUACAAAUGAAUAAAAAUUUAUUGUGCACAUAUAUUAAAAUAUCUAAAUAUAUAUUUCUUUAAUAUAUUUUGUAAAACCACUGGAAAAUUUUAAAAUUACACCCUCAUUUAAACAAAUAUAAAUUUAAUUUCUGAAUCACACCUCAUAAGAUAGGAGAAUUUUAAGAUUCAGCCAUCCACCGUCAAAUAAAGGAUAAAAUUAUGAUUCUCCAUCAUUCUUGAUGGCCAUCAGUGAAUGCCAAGUAACAAAACAAUAUAUAAAGUCAAAUGUGACUAUAUUAAUUGUAAAACUUCUAAAAUAAGAAGUGACAAAAUAAAUAACCAUUAUAAACAUAAACAUCCUCAUGUCAAGUUAUCUGAUAUCAAAUUUACAAAGAUAGCUAUCAAAAAGGAUAAUAAUUGGGUAUCCUUAAAUAAAGAUAUUCCAUUCAAUAUCACAAAUGGGGUUGAAACCAAGUUACAAAAAAAAUCAAUAACAUCUUACUUCCAAAAACACAAAUCUUUUAUUGAAGAUUCCCAAAUUAUAUUAUCUCAUACAAUGCCCAGUUCCAGUGAUCUGCUGAUUUUGAAUAAUGAGCUCAAAUCUUUUACUGAAGAUUCCCAAAUUAUAUUAUCUCAUACAAUGCCCAGUUCCAGUGAUCUGGUGAUUUUGAAUGAUGAGCAUGAAUCUUUUAUUGAAGAUUCCCAAAUUAUAUUAUCUUCUCAUACAAUGCCCAGUUCCAGUGAUCUGCUGAUUUUGAAUAAUGAGCACAAAUCUUUUACUGAAGAUUCCCAAAUUAUAUUAUCUCAUACAAUGCCCAGUUCCAGUGAUCUGGUGAUUUUGAAUGAUGAGCAUGAAUCUUUUAUUGAAGAUUCCCAAAUUAUAUUAUCUUCUCAUACAAUGCCCAGUUCCAGUGAUCUGCUGAUUUUGAAUAAUGAGCACAAAUCUUUUACUGAAGAUUCCCAAAUUAUAUUAUCUUCUCAUACAAUGCCCAGUUCCAGUGAUCUGCUGAUUUUGAAUGAUGAGCAAACACACAAAGUUAUUGAAAAUUCCCCAAUUAUAUCUUUUUUUCAUCCAAUUAUCAAUCCCAAUGCAAGCCAAAAUAUUUCAAACAUUAAAGGCCCAAAUAUUAUUCAAUUAUAUAAAAAAAAGGAGCCUAAUGACCCUUUUCAUUUCAUAUUCUUUAGAAUGACAAAUAUCUUGAUUAAUUUCAUAAUUUCCAUAGGCCCAUGUCAGCCAUGUUCAAAUAUAUUUCAAUAUCCUGUUACUCACAAAAGGAGCAUGAAUAUAUCCUAUUAUAAAAAGGUUAAUAUUGAUGGUUCCCUCAAACCAAGAAAUUGGUUAUCCUAUAGCACCACUUUAGACAAAGUCUUUUGUCUUUAUUGUCUUAUGUUUGGUGGCCCUAAAUCCAAUACUUUUUGGACUCAACUUGGAGUAAAUAAUUGGAAAAAUUUUAAGCGUGACUUAGAGAGACAUGAGUCAUCUUCUAUUCAUAAGGAUUGUGAAUACACCAACAUGACUUGGCUUGCAAAUAAGCGUAUUCAAGAUCAUUUUCUAUCAAAUAGGCUUGAUAUAAUAAUGGAAAAUCGUAAUAUAGUUCAUAAUAUUAUUGAUGCCAUUAUAUACCUUAUAAAAUGUAACAUAGCCUUUUGGGGCACUAAUUCGAAUGAAGGUAAUUUUAUGUGCCUCAUAAAAUUAAUGGCAAAAACGGUUCCAACUUUACGGGCAUACAUUGAUAACAACGAAAAAUUGAGGAGAAAAAAAUCAGAUAAAAUUUCAAGACCUUAUAUAAAUUUAUUGUCAUAUGGCCAUGUGAAAAAAAUUAUUGAAGUCAUUAAGAUAAAAAUAAUAAAAUGUAUUAUUCAAAAAAUUAAAGAGAAUUGUGCCUAUAGCAUCAUAUUAGAUGGAACAUAUGAUGUGUCUAAAAAAGAAUGCAUUGCUUUACUUGUAAGAUAUAUAGAAGAUGAUCCGCAUCCACAUCCUGUAGAAAGGAUCAUCCAUGUUUUUACAACAUCAGAAACCACCGGGGAAAAUAUAAAGAAACAUGUUUUUUCUAAGUUCAAAGAUCUUGGUCUUCCUCUUGAUUAUAUGGUUGGGCAAAGUAUGGAUGGUGCAGGGAAUAUGAGAGGAGUAUACAAAGGAAUGCAGGCUUUAAUAUUGAAAGAGGCUCCAAAAGCCAUAUAUAUUUGGUGCCAUGCACAUAGGCUCAAUUUAGUAGUUGCUCAUGUUUGUGGAUGCAAAAUAGAAAUGAAAAAGGUAAUGGGAAUAUUGGAUGAGUUAUAUAAUUUCAUGAAUGGGGUAAGACGUCAAGGAGUGUUUGUUAAAUAUCAAAUGACAAAGUCUAAAAAAUCUCUUAAAAGAAUAAAAAAUACAACAAGAAAUUGGUCAUCAUCUUAUAAAGCUGUAGAAAUUUUUUUAGAUGUUUAUGAACAUAUUAUAGCAUCAUUAAAUGAAUUAAAAGAUUCUAAUGACCCAAGCACCUCUUCUAUUGCCGAUGGAUUAUUAACAAGAAUUAAGGAUGAAGAUUUCAUAUUAAGUCUAUUUAUUUUGAAAGAAAUAUUGAAAUGCACACAUGAGGCUUGUAUUGAAAUGCAGGCAGUUGGUAAUGAUUUGGCUAUGGUAACUAAAUUAAUACAACACACAAAAAAUAAAUUACAAAGACUAAGAGCUAAUGGGGAUAAUAUUUUUUUAAAAUUGCAUUCCUUAUCUAACAGUUAUUUGAAAAAGAAUAAUGUUACAACGGAAUUGCAUAAUAUAAAAUCAAUAUUCAAAUUUGAUCAAACAGCAUUCAAUAAUUAUGUUAAACAAAAAAAAAACAAAUAUAAAAGGGAAAUAUUUUUCCCUGUGCUUGAUACAAUCAUUAAUGAUUUAAAUGAAAGAUUUAAUUAUGAUUGUUUAAAUUUUUUAUCUCAAAUAUCUCUUUUUACACCAGCUGGAAUUAUAGCCAAUGAUAGAAUAGAAGGGUGGCAAAUAUCUCAAAUUUGUCAUACUUACCAAUUAAAUGCUCAAGAUAUUGCUCGUGAAUAUAAUGAUUUUCGAUCUUUAUAUUUGGAUUCACAAGCAAUCAUUUAUUGCAAGGAUCUUUUGAAAAUAAAAAAGAAUGAUGGGUUAUAUAUUGAUGAAAGUAUUGUAAACGAUGAAACCGAGGAAGAUAUCAAUAACGAUAACAUAAUUAAUACAAAAAAAUGGAUAAAAUAUUCAUUUAUACUACCAUAUCGUCUUUUAAAUAAAUUAAAUUCUUAUUCUAAUUUAUAUUUAUUAUAUAAAUAUUUAUUGACUCUACCAACUACUUCUUGUUCAGCCGAAAGAGUGAUGAGCAAAGUCAAAAUAAAUAAAACUAGAAUGCGGAAUAAAAUUUCUGACCCCUUUUUAGAAAAUUUACUUCUAAUAUCCAGCGAAAUUGAUGUUUUUGAAAGAUUUAAAAUAGACGACAUUAUAACGCGAUUUGCAUCUACGUCUAAAAGAUUAACUAAAUUAUUAAUAAAAUAAGUUAUAUCUUUUUCACAGCUAAUUAUAUACGCCUUUUUAAUAAUGUAAAUUUAAUUUAAUAGUUUUUUAUAUCAUUCUAGUCCGGUGCAUAAUAUAAUACUAUAUUCAUUUUAUUUAAAUAUUUUAUAAUAGUUAUAUUUACAUAAAUGUUUUUAUAAUUCCAGUGCAAAAUAUAUUAUAUUCAUUUUAUUUUAAUAUUUUAUAUAAAACUUAUAUUUACAUAGAUGUUUUUAUAAUUCCAGUGCAACUAUAUUCAUUUUUUUCUCAUAUUUUAUAUAAAAGUUAUAUUUACAUAAAAAAAUUUAUAUUUCCAGUGCAAAAUAUACUCUAUUCAUUUUAUAUUUUAUAUAAUAGUUAUAUUUACAUAAAUGUUUUUAUAAUUCUUGUGCAAAAUAUACUAUAUUCUUUAUUCUAAUAUUUUAUAUAAAAGUUAUAUUUACAUAAAAAUUUUUUUUAUAUAAUAGUUAUAUCUAUAUGAAUGUUUUUAAUUAAUAUAAAGGCAUUAGUAUUUAUAGAAUCAAGCUAUACCUCUUUAAAAUUACUCAUUUUGUUUUUUUUACUUAAUAUAAAGGUAUUAGUAAUUAUAGAAUCAAGCUAUACCUCUUUAAAAUUACUCAUCUUAUAUUUUU